This is a messenger RNA of Ostrea edulis (European flat oyster), 3947 nucleotides long. Its product is annotated as arf-GAP with dual PH domain-containing protein 1-like. Gene Ontology annotation, molecular function: phosphatidylinositol bisphosphate binding; GTPase activator activity. NCBI's taxonomy places the organism in Eukaryota, Metazoa, Mollusca, Bivalvia, Ostreida, Ostreidae. The transcript has 9 exons. The record is from RefSeq and is a predicted model, not a curated record. Gene Ontology annotation, cellular component: intracellular membrane-bounded organelle; plasma membrane. Gene Ontology annotation, biological process: positive regulation of GTPase activity. Bases 80 to 1237 code for a protein of 385 amino acids.
UGUCUAAAUUUAGCAUCGAUGAUGUCAUAACGUAGAUCUCCAAAUUAAAAAUAGUAGCUACAGAAGGUAGCUCUACAAGAUGGCGGAACACAAGAAAAUUCUUGAGGAAUUGAUUCGAAAACCAGGAAACGGUAACUGUGCUGACUGUGGAAAAGAAAAUCCAGAAUGGGCGUCGUGUAACAUAGGAGUUUUUAUUUGUCUGGAUUGUUCAGGGGUUCACCGGGGGUUUGGUACAGAUGUCAGUCGGGUUAAGUCCAUCCGAUUAGACAAUUGGGAUGCAGAUCAAAUCCAGGUGUUGGCAGAGAAGGGCAAUACAAAAGUGAAUGAACAAUAUGAGAAAUGCAUUCCUCCAUAUUAUAGAAAGCCACAUCAACAUGACGUGGAAGUGCUGAAAUCAGAAUUUAUUAAAGCCAAGUACAGUAGGUUAGAAUUCAAAACACCUGAAGUCCCAACUGGCUACAACUGCCCAGUGAAAGAGGGGAUCAUGUGCAAAAGGGGUAGAGAUGAUAAGAAGUUUCAGAAGAGGAAAUUUGUGUUAUCAAGGGAAACCAACACAUUGUCAUACUAUGCUAAGGAAAAUAGUAAAAAGGAUGAAAAACCCAAAGCAGAAAUAAAUCUAGAUGACAUUAAUGUAGUUUUUGUUCCUGAUAAAAUUGGUAACCUGAAUGGCAUGCAGAUCACAUACUUCUACAGAGGGUCUACACGGAAUUUAUUUGUAUACACAGAUGAUCCCAAGGAUGCUGUAGACUGGUACAAUGCAAUCCGAGCAGCAAAGCUGGAGAGAAAGAAAGUGGCUUUCCCAGACAGGGAAGAGGCUGAUUUAGCGGAAGAACUCACCAGGGAUUUUAUCUUAGAAGGCUGGUUAAAGAAAAUGGGUCCCAGAAAUGAACCUUUCAAAAAGAGAUUCUUUACACUUGAUAAAAGGAAACUGAUGUAUCUGGAAGAACCAUUGCAACCUUAUCCAAAAGGAGAGGUGUUUAUUGGGCAUCGAGAUGGGGAUUUUUCUGUGAGCAUGGGCUGUACUGACAGCUGUAACACACAGGGCUAUGUGUUCACCCUUCAUACCCCAGAACGAGACUUUAUUCUUAGUGCUGAAACUCGGGAGGACAUGAAUCAGUGGAUUUGUGCAUUACAACGAGUAACGGAACUGCCCAUGACGCCGCAAGACAAUAGAUUGGCCAGUCUUUUGGUGCCAAAGAGGUCGGACUCGUUCCGUUUGUCAGUCCUACGUACAUGACAGGAGGAGAUUUUUGAUAUGUUGAAGUGAUAACCAAUGGUGCAAUUCUGGUUGGUGUGUUUUGUUUGCUGACUUUGUUAUAUUAUUUUAUUUGUUUGCAGCGAUGAGAGAAUGUACUAAUAUAAGUUUUUUCUCUUUGUAAUGUACAGUUCUAAUACAGUAUGAUGGUGGUACAGUGUAUGUGUUCAUUGAAUUAAGGGUUGUUCAAUCAAAACUGUUAGCAGUAUUUGUUGCCAUUGUAUCAUACAAAGCUUUUUUUCCCCCAAUCUGUUGCUAAAAUGUCUGAGGAUAAACAUAUAUUUCUUGCUCAACAUUGUACAAGGAAUUUGAAAUGAUAUGAGUGAUAAAAACUAUAUCAUAGUACGUGUAUAUUAUAUAAUUGUGAUUAUUUUGCCAUUUGGUGCUGACAAAACAAAAAUUUACAGGAUUUAGCCCAAGUUUGUAUCAGAAUAAAGUUACAUGAUUACCUUUUGUUUAUUUGAAAGAUUCAGAUAUGCUAUGCAAACGAUUACCAAAAUUUAAGGAAAAAUUAAGUUCUAUUCCGUUUUCAUUCCUGCUUGUCUAUAGAAAUGUGUAUAGGCAGCAAUGUACAUAGCAUGGAAUGAAAUGAAUACUGACUGAAUUUAAAAAUUUAAUGUCAUAAAGUUGCAUUCAAAUUCUGCAUGUGUGAGUGUAUAUUUAAAUAGAUAUACUACAAAGUAGAACACAUGAGAAAUGGCACUCAGAGAUGGUGUUUAAGUGCAACAUUUACAAGUGUAUAAUUCUAUUCCAUGGACUUCCUGAAUCAGUAUCUUCAAAAGAUGUCAAGUAUUUGUUAGAACUGAAUUUCACCUCAUAUGUUGAGAAUUUUUUUAUGCACCCCCCCCCCCCCCCCCCCCUUCAUUGGCAGAGAUCAAAGUGCACAAGAUCUCAAUUGCUCAGCAGGUCAGUAUGUCCAAGGUCACUACCAGGCCAGACGGGUUUUAUUUGUUUCCCACAUCUUAUGUGACGGUUAACUACAGAAUACAUCUUAUGUGAUGGUUAACUACAGAAUACAUUACAUCUCAGACUUCUAACCCAAUAGGCAGAUAUGUAUUGACAUGCAGAAAACUAUGGACAAUUGCUGUAACAAUACACACAUUAAGUCUGUUUUUCUUCUUCACCAUGCAGAUUAAAUUCUUCCAAUGGAAGACUACAGGCUUAUGAAACUUAGAAUGCAGAUCAUUUAAAUAUGUUCAAGGAUGUAAUUUUGUUAUUUAGAAUAUGCCCAAACUUGUUGCAAAUCUAUAUAUUUGGAGAUCUACAUGAGUAUAUAUUUUCAGAUUAUUUUAUUAUUAUUGUUCAUACUUGUAUAUAUGUAUAUACUGUGCAUUCCAUCGUUGUGCAUUCCAUGUUGUCAUUUAGUUUAAUAAACCUUAGUUGUUUAACAAUAUUUAUGGUAAUUCUGAUGGCAAUAAUAAAUAGUAUCAACAUAACCACAAAUUUUAUCUACAUGAAUGUAUCUCCCACAACUUGUGCAACGGAUGAUAUCUGCAGAACGCUUUACCUUGCAGACUUCAUACAGGAUAGACUGAUACAUUAUCCCAGUUUGUCCAAGGUCACUAACCAUGCCAAACAGGUGUUAUAUGUAGAAGUUGUUACUUUUUGCAGCAAACUGGUUACCAAAUAGCUGUCAAGGCUGUUGAUAUUUCUUCUCAAGUAUAGCUACAUUUCAAGUCAAUAUGUCUAUUACCUUCUCCAGUACAGCUGCAAGUCAACAUGCCUAUUACCUUCUCCAGUACAGCUGCAAGUCAACAUGUCUAUUACCUUCUCCAGUACAGCUGCAAGUCAACAUGUCUAUUACCUUCUCCAGUACAGCUGCAAGUCAACAUGUCUAUUACCUUCUCCAGUACAGCUGCAAGUCAACAUGCCUAUUACCUUCUCCAGUACAGCUGCAAGUCAACAUGUCUAUUACCUUCUCCAGUACAGCUGCAAGUCAACAUGUCUAUUACCUUCUCCAGUACAGCUGCAAGUCAACAUGCCUAUUACCUUCUCCAGUACAGCUGCAAGUCAACAUGUCUAUUACAAAUGUUGCUCUAGUGGUACCAAAGAAAUGUUGUUAUUUAGAGCAAUCUGAAUUCCACUGAGGCCAGCAUGGCUUUUGAUUGGCUGAGACAGAAGUAAAUUCUGCUCCUGAAUAUAUAUGUAUAUGGCUUUUAACUGGCUUUGACAAAAUCCACUUCUGCAGAAUAGCAAUAUGCAAAUUUAUUUUAACUUCCAAGAACUAGUUACAUAAAUGAAUAAGAUACGGUGAGCGAUUCAGGCUCUUAAGAAUCUGUAAUGAAUGUAAAUUCAUCCUAGCCAAGAACCAUUGGAAAAAUUGUUGGUUUACAAAUAAUUACCCCCCCCCAAAAAAAAAAGGGAAAUCUCACUCAAACGACACUGCUUUGACAAAACAGAUAAGAUAAGAUGUUUAGAUUGAAAUUUGGUUUAUUAGUCAUUGUUGAUUUUAAAAUGCUAAGAGAUGUGCAGUGCUGCUCUUUCAAUGUAAAUUCAGGGAAUUUGUGUAAAUUUAAAGUUUGUUUUGGUUGUGCAUGAAAUGAUGGAUGUUAAAAUUUUGAAAUAUUCUUUAAGUUAGAUUUUGCUUUCUUGGUUACACAGCUCUAUCUAUAUCUUAUAUUUUCAGUGCAAUGAUUCAAAUAUUUUGUACUACAGCAAAAUUUCAUUUGAUAUUAAAGUAAUGUACAUACUA